CUGAUGGGCGAGGGGGAGUCACUUGUGCUUCUGCUGGUGUACGUGGAUGACAUCUUGCUCUUCAGCAGCAGUGACAAGGAGAUCGAUGGGGGACAGUACAUCAACACCUUGGCUGAGAAGUACUCUCUGCAGGAAGAACGGGAAGUGGUCACACCUUUGCCUUCCGAGUUCAAACUCAUAAAGGCAGCUGAAGGAGGAGGAGUUGAGUCAACAGCCAGCCGACUUCCUUACCAAGCGGCUAGCUGAAGAGCCACACUGGCGCUGUGCAAGGAUGGUGGGAAUGUCCUUGAACUAGAGACGGCGAAACAAGCCGACAGUCUGAGGGGGAGUGUGUUGGUGCAUAUUCGU
Messenger RNA from Closterium sp. NIES-67, 348 nucleotides. The record is from the annotation of a GenBank genome assembly. Lineage: Eukaryota; Viridiplantae; Streptophyta; Zygnematophyceae; Desmidiales; Closteriaceae.